UAGCGUCAUUUCUCGAUGGUACAUUAGUUAGUGGACGACAAGUACAAUUUUAGUUAAGCGCGCGUGUGCAUGGUUGAAAGUUGCUCGACAAAAUAAAAACCGCAAAACAAAACGAACUUCACGUCCGUCCUAGUAUAAUAUAUAUACGUGUGCCGGUUUUUUUUUUCGCUAGGUACCUACCUGUUGAGUGAGCGCACGUGGUUCAAGGGGAACGAUGGCUCGUUGCAAACCAAAAGUAAACAGGCACAACCUGUUGACCUUCCUCACCGUCGUGGGCGUUGUUGGGGGAACUGUAUGUGGAUGCAUAAUCAGAGCUACCGCGACCUCAAAAUGGACCCCCAGGCAGAUCAUGUACCUGGAAUUUCCUGGCGAUCUCUUUCUCAGGAUGCUGAAGGCUCUUAUUGUACCACUUCUAAUGGCUUCUGUCAUAUCAGCCAUCGGAUCUUUGGACCUUAGCCUGUCAAAGAAAAUUGCGAUUCGAUCAAUAGCGUAUUAUGCUACAACAACCAUUUCGGCGGUAAUUCUGGGCAUUUUUCUGGUACUGACCAUACGACCUGGUGUGAGUGCAAGCAAAAAUUUCGAAGAAACAGAAGACGAUACACAGGCUAGACCUGUCCUAACGGCAGAUACAUUGUUAGAUUUGAUAAGAAAUCUAUUUCCUCCAAAUCUGGUUCAAGCUACCAUAUACCAGUCUCAAACGCAUCUUAAAAUUCCACCGGGGGUUUGUGAUCCAACCAACUUCAACAAUUGCACCAAACCAUUGCAAGAUAUGGAAUUUACUGAAGUUUAUGAAGGAACCACUAACGUUCUUGGACUUGUAAUGUUCAGCAUUGUUUUUGGUAUAACUAUCGGUAAAAUGGGAGAACAGGGUGCACCCUUGUUGGCAUUCUUUGAUGCCCUUAGUGAGGCUAUGAUGAUGAUUACAGGUUGGGUUAUAUGGCUCUCUCCUCUUGGUGUAUUUUUCUUGGUGACAGCUCAAGUGCUGAAAAUAAAAAGCUUUGCUGCUUUGGUGGGCCAGCUCGGAAUGUACUUCUUUACAGUGCUACUUGGUCUAUUUAUUCAUGGUUUCGUGACAUUAUCGAUCAUCUACUUCGUUUGUACGAGAACGUUGCCGUUCAAAACCAUUGCUGGGAUGAGUCAGGUUUUGGCAACUGCUUUUGGAACAGCUUCUAGUUCUGCCACAAUGCCAGUAACUAUCCGAACAAUGGACAAAAUGGGGGUAGAUCCCAGGGUUACCAGAUUCGUUAUCCCCAUUGGAGCAACUAUUAAUAUGGACGGCACUGCACUUUAUGAAGCUGUAGCUGCAAUUUUUAUUGCUCAAAUUCGACAAGUACAACUAGGAUUCGGCCAAGCAGUAGCUGUUUGUGUUACUGCAACGGCAGCUAGCAUCGGAGCAGCGGGAAUUCCCCAAGCAGGUCUUGUUACUAUGGUGAUGGUGUUGGAUACAGUUGGCCUUCCGGCCAAAAAUAAUAUCGUCAUAAUUAUUGCAGUUGAUUGGUUGCUGGACCGUUUUCGAACCACUAUAAACGUUAUGUGUGAUGCGUUGGCGGCAAAAAUAGUGGAUCACAUGAGUGCUGGAGAACUUGGACGUACUGUACCUGGUGACAAACUAAACGCUGAACCACAUGAAUUGGUGGAAAUUGCUAAAAAUGAUUCUCACCUGUAAAAUACUUAUUUAUACAUAAUGUGAAUGGUUAUGCUAAUUAUCACUGAACUUUAAUAACGCGAUGGAAAUGAAUGAAGAUGCAAUACAAGUUUCACAAUCGCAAUCGGUGUAGACACUUUAUUGAUAUUAUCAUAAUUAUAUGACGAUUCGUUUCGAUCGGAAUUUUUUAAUUAUUGAUGAUUUUGUCAUUAUAACUAUUUAAUUUUGUUAUUGUUUAUAUUAAACUCGUUCAGUUAAUAAGCAACUGUUAAUUAAUUAUUAUGACUACAUGGUGCUUUUAUUUGAGGUCAACAAUUUCGCUUCGUUAAAAGUAAAUAAACCAACAUUGUAUUUGAAAUAUGGAGUCGAUUAUAAUCUAUUUUUAUCUUUUAUUUUAACUAUUUUUAAUUUUCCAUUAUUUCAUUUUAACAGCAAUUAUGUAGAUAGAUAUGCUAAUUGCUGUUACGAAUUCAUGAAAGAAUAUUUUGGAUAUUAAAUUUAGUAUUAACGGAGUAAUUUACGACUCAAUAUAAUUUUUAGGAAUGGAUUUUUUAUUCAAUAUACGUAAGUAUUAGAUAAUUAAAAACUUUUCGUUCAUUUAUAAAGGUUAUCUUACACGGCUAGUGGUCCGGCGCGCCGGUUCGGAAUCCGACGAACCGCGCUCCGCGUGAUCGGUUAGAUGCGACAUAACAUCAUUUGGAACAAACGUCCACAGUAUACAACUUAAAUUUUCAAUGAAAUUAAUGUAAAAAUUAUGUUAUUCAUAUAGAAACUUUAAAUAAUGUAUAAUAUACUUCAAAAUCCAUUAACUGUCUGUAAUAAAUAAAUAAUUUACGUCAAA
Agrilus planipennis (emerald ash borer) is the source of this 2486-nucleotide messenger RNA. RefSeq names its product excitatory amino acid transporter 1 (gene Eaat1). Lineage: Eukaryota; Metazoa; Arthropoda; Insecta; Coleoptera; Buprestidae. The transcript has 10 exons. Gene Ontology annotation, cellular component: plasma membrane. The record is from RefSeq and is a predicted model, not a curated record. Gene Ontology annotation, biological process: L-glutamate transmembrane transport. Gene Ontology annotation, molecular function: glutamate:sodium symporter activity; L-glutamate transmembrane transporter activity; neutral L-amino acid transmembrane transporter activity. Bases 215 to 1666 code for a protein of 483 amino acids.